GCACAUAUUGAUAUUGUAUCCAGCUUCGCAGUCAUUUAUAGACAUAAGGUAGCAGAGCAUGGCCAAGAUGACCAAUGUCUGAUAGAUUCUAUUGAGGAUCGAGUGUUCAGGCACAAGAUCCCCUGACUACGGAACAGGUGUUCAUCAACCUCACAAAUGAUCGCAUUAUAGCGAACAACAUUUCCAAACGUACAUCAUGCUGGACGAUCUUGAUUGCCAGAUCGCAUCCCGAGAAAACCAGUAGCCGGUCUCCUCGCGCCCGAUCGCUUGGUUGCGUCGUGACCUUACAAAGUCGCGUACACGCUAUGGGACCCCGAGGAAUCUUCACAUCGAUUUACCUGACAUCUCUGCUGAUCAACUGUAUACAGACAGGAUACUCACUGGACACAUCGGAUCACUUCUUGACCCCGAUGCCACACGUGCUUGGGAUGUCUGUCAAGCCUGACACAGCGCUGCGAGACAGAAGUUGCUCGGGGUGUGAGGGAUCACCUCUGGGGAUGAGCUGCUGCGGACUCUGCGCUUUCUGGGAGAAUCCCAGGAGUCAGUCUGGCGUUCAUCAUCAUGGCUGGGAGGGGCAGUGCAAUGCGCGACAGGUGGCAGGAUUGCUUAGUAAUCUCAAGGAGCAGGGUAUAGAUCUGGAGGGCUUCCAGCCACAGGAGCUCUUUGACCAAAUCAAAGGGCGCACUCUCUGGCUGAUAGGAGAUUCGCAGACGAACUACUGGUUUCUAGCGGUGGAGUGCUUCCUAAAGGACUACUUGGUGCAAGAGAAGAGGGGGCAGCCCACAAACUCGACAGAGGCCAACAUGUGGCUCAUAAAAUUCAUUGAGGAGCUCCCCCACAGGGGCAGCAGGAAGGCAGAGCCCAGACCUUCCAUGUGCACCUCAUACCAGGAGAACACAAGGGUGUGCUUUGUGCGCAUACACAAGGUGGAGGAGGCAGCGCACCCGGUGCUGCGCGUGCUCAAGCGCACGGUGCCAAACUUUCACCGCGACAUUGCAAUCGUCAAUGCCGGUCUGCACUAUGGUGUAGGAGACCCCGGAUACAGGUGGAGCAUGGAGUACUUUGCCAAAUUUGUGCGCGAGCACCGGCAGGAGCUGGCCACCAUUGUCUGGAAGGACACCCCGCCGCAGCACUUCGACUUUGAAAACGGCUACUACUGGUGGUUUGAUGACAGCAAGGGAGGGACAGCAGGCGGCCCAAAGUCGGAGAAGUGCAGGGCGCUGACACAAGAGGAGCUUGGCAGCGAGGAGAUCCUGGCGGGCGGCUGGUUCAACCAGGUGGCGUUCGAGGUCAUGCGCGCCUCAAGAGUCUCAGUCUUCAAUGCCUACAACCACACGCUGCCCCUCUGGGACUUCCACCUGAAGGACAAGGACUGCACCCACUUCUGCAACCCCAGUGCCUAUGAGUUGUGGACAUACCUUCUCAAGGAGCACCUCAAACACCUGCAGCCCUGGUUGCCUGCCUGA
Coccomyxa subellipsoidea C-169 is the source of this 1466-nucleotide messenger RNA. RefSeq lists its product as hypothetical. The record is from RefSeq and is a predicted model, not a curated record. NCBI's taxonomy places the organism in Eukaryota, Viridiplantae, Chlorophyta, Trebouxiophyceae, Coccomyxaceae. Bases 306 to 1466 code for a protein of 386 amino acids. The transcript is spliced from 7 exons.